AAAACAACCACAUCAAGGUCGGCGCUAGCUACUAAACCUCACGUCAUGGCUGCAACGAGGGAUGGGAUGUCAAAACCAGGGGAUGAUAUUGACCGGUUGGCUUUACGAAUAAGUCUUGCUGACAUUGAUGAACAGUUUGAAAAAAUCCUUCAAAAAUCUUUGGUUUUUAUCCUGAAGUAUUUGUCAAAGUAUGAAGAUCAUCGGAAAAAACUCAUGGAACUUCUCGGAGAUGUGACUCGGAGACUCAGAUGCAGACCUAAUAUUCAGGUUCCUGUGCACGAAUUAUUGUUAAGUUACAAUGAUCCGUCAAACUCUGUGUUUUUGGUUAAUUUCUCGCAUAUGUACAUAAGACUAGGAUUUCCGCGUCUACCUCUACGACAGAAAAUAAAACUCUUUCCAGUAUUAUUCGCAUCACUUUCUGAUGAUAAGCCUAUUUGUCAAAGAGACGGUUUACUUCAUUUAGUACUACCUGUUGUCGAUAGUCUCACCAAUGAAUUGGCUCCGCGUGACCCAUGUUUCAAUGAACUCAUAUACCAAAGACGUUACAUUACAGACUUUUUCUCCUUAGUGAUGCUUCUACCUUAUAAUUUUCAGAAAUUAGUCAGAUCAGAUAGAAGUGAUCCAACUAUACCAGACGGGUACAACUCCUUCGAUUUGGGUAGGAUGUUACACGAACAAUUUACCUGCAUAACAUCCGCUGAGGAACUGGAAAAGUACAAAGUGGGUAUCAUGACAUUUUACACACGCCGCUUUUUCCCCGCGGAAGAAAGUAUAAUACCAGUUCUUUUUGGUUAUGGAGACAGUCGCCAUUCAGUAGUCUCUAUUGCAGCAAAGGAACUUCGGACACUAAGCAUUCUUGUAGAUUGGGAGGAUGAAUCAUUGUUAAAUCGACUUCUAGCUUGGUAUCUUGGUCGUCGUCGAGAUUUUGAUCCCAAAGGACGCAAUGAGCCUCGUCGUCCUCUUAGCCCCAAUAUGCGCAUCAAACUUGGUCAUUAUCUUAUGCGUUCGCGUAUAACAUUUCCAGGCCCUUUAGCUUCUAGCUUAGUGGAAGCUGCUAUGCUAGCUCUUGAUCCGAGUUCAUUAGCACAGUCAAAUUUUCUUUCAAACUCUGGACAAAAGUGUACGGCUAACUGCAUUCAUGGUACGAUUGAGAAUGGUUCUACUUCAGAUAAUGAUUCUGCAACUUACGUACAAACGACUAGUAAGGCCCAAACAGAAGAAACAAUACCCGCCAGUACACCUGGAAAUCCUACUUGUUCUUCAACUUCAGUUAUUCAACAGAGGCGCUUAGCUGAGCAUGGGCUAGAUUUACUUUCUCAUCUCAUCAAUAAUGUCACGGCUCUAAAUGGAUCAGCAUCUGUCGCGGCUCUUCGAUGUCUUAUCAACUUUGCUUAUGAACGUACGAGCGAUGAGUUAACAUAUGUACGGGCAAGGGCUUUCGAAAUUCUUUCUCGCUUUCUGGCUCGUGACCCAAACUAUUUACUUAAAGACCCUGGUCAGCUACCUCGAUUGUUUGACGUCUUAUCUGAGGAGAAUCCCAAUGAACUGAAACUUGCUGCAGCUCAUUGUUUGAGAAGGCUAGCAGUCGCUUUACACAGUGCACAAAAACAAAAUUGUCUUUCUAUUCGAGGACACUUAGUUAAGUUGGAACGUCUUCUCUAUGAAAAUAUUGAGAAGGUAUUUUUCAAUUCCCGAUAUAUUUUCGAAAAUUUAUAAUGCAUAUUUUUUGAAGCCAUACAUAUUUCAUGUAGUUGUGAACAUUUUUUUGAUAUCGGCGUAUUUUCGAUAGUGUGAGAAUUUCUCCGUUCACCUUGACAGAAUUUUCCACAUUUGCAUGUGGGCAGUUUAUUUAUGAAGUCUGACCACAUAGGGUACUGAAUAUGCGCAACAGCAAUGAAGUUGUAGGGAUAACAGAUCGUAAUCAAGAUCCUGACAGGUACUCUAAAAAAUGGUAGUCUUGCACACAUGCCGGCAUUCGGUAGCUGAUCACAAUGUCACUACUCUCAGUCUAGACUGGACUUGCCAAUAUAGGAGGACAGGUAGAAUACUCGUCACGACUGUGUGAGCUACAAAACUCAACUGUCGAGACCUCUGGCAUACGGGCCUGCUCUUCAAAUAACGAGAUAUCUUCCUGCUGUUCUCAACUUAGCAUAAUUGUAAACUAUCUCGAAAUAGAACAGAUACUUUGAAAGACUAGAAAAUAAGUCACGGAAAAAAUCAAACACCACAAAUAUGAGGAGUUAAAGGUUAAGCUUACUUAUUGAUGAGAUGAGAAAGUAAAUCUAGCCCAUGCUCAGCUAAGCGCCUCUGUUGAAUAACUGAAGUUGAAGAACAAGUAGGAUUUCCAGGUGUACUGGCGGGUAUUGUUUCUUCUGUUUGGGCCUUACUAGUCGUUUGUACGUAAGUUGCAGAAUCAUUAUCUGAAGUAGAACCAUUCUCAAUCGUACCAUGAAUGCAGUUAGCCGUACACUUUUGUCCAGAGUUUGAAAGAAAAUUUGACUGUGCUAAUGAACUCGGAUCAAGAGCUAGCAUAGCAGCUUCCACUAAGCUAGAAGCUAAAGGGCCUGGAAAUGUUAUACGCGAACGCAUAAGAUAAUGACCAAGUUUGAUGCGCAUAUUGGGGCUAAGAGGACGACGAGGCUCAUUGCGUCCCUAAAAUUAGAAUGAACAGAGACAUGUUAAGUUACUAACAAAGAGAUUUAAAACAUAAAACAAAACGAAAAUAAUUGGUUCACGAAAAGAUCAUGGUAUGUGCCAAGUCUCUAAAUAAAAUCGAAGAAGAAAGAAUCAUUCUAAAAUUGUUUGAAAUACAAGGUUUUCUAGCAGAAGAUCACACACUAACUACAGUCAAAAAUUGUUAAAUUUGAGUAAAACUGGUAUGGUUUAACUCCACGAAGAUGAGCAUUGAUGGGAUAUGAGUCAGUCAGUGAGUUACAACGUAGGACCAGGCAAAUAUAUGCAUCGGUCCAAGUUGCCAUACCUCAUUAGCACAACAAGAUCAACAACAAAUUCAUAGAAGUAGUUACUUCAAUGAUAUCAAUAUAUAAAAGAAAGAUUGUUUAUGAGGAUAUAUUACAGCAAGAAAAAUAUGAAGCAAUUUUAAUCUCAAAGUUUAAGGGAAGACAAAGAGUGUAUACACCUAUACCACUGUGAUCGAUUCUGAGUCAUGUCACCAAGAAUCUCCAACCAUUGGUUACGAUAGUCACGCGGAC
Messenger RNA from Schistosoma haematobium, 3212 nucleotides. RefSeq lists its product as uncharacterized. Bases 46 to 1716 code for a protein of 556 amino acids. Gene Ontology annotation, biological process: proteasome assembly. Gene Ontology annotation, cellular component: cytoplasm; nucleus. The record is from RefSeq and is a predicted model, not a curated record. NCBI's taxonomy places the organism in Eukaryota, Metazoa, Platyhelminthes, Trematoda, Strigeidida, Schistosomatidae. Gene Ontology annotation, molecular function: molecular adaptor activity. The transcript is spliced from 11 exons.